Messenger RNA from Vicia villosa (hairy vetch), 1002 nucleotides. RefSeq lists its product as uncharacterized. The transcript has 2 exons. NCBI's taxonomy places the organism in Eukaryota, Viridiplantae, Streptophyta, Magnoliopsida, Fabales, Fabaceae. The coding region runs from base 185 to 871 and encodes 228 amino acids. The record is from RefSeq and is a predicted model, not a curated record.
GGAUACCGUUCACCAGUGGAACUGGGGGGCAGCUACUCUGGCAUAUCUCUACCAGAAGCUGAAUGAGGCCUCCAACUGGAGGACGAGGCAGCUGGUCGGAUCCUGCACUCUGCUUACGAGCUGGAUCAUCUCCUACUUCUCCCGCAUCCACGGCUUCCACAUCGAUCCUGCGUACGUUGACGCCAUGCCCAGGGCCGCCAGAUACGCCCUCCAGAGGGGGAACGAUGCGGUGGGACCAUACCGCCUGUACCUGGACCGCACGAUGCACGACGACGUCACCUGGAGGCCGUUCGCCGACUAUGCUCAGGUUGUCCCCUUCGACGGGGUUGCUCUAUAUUCAGGCUGGUUGGCAUGCGGGACCGGCAUCAUGGUCCGGUAUCUCCCGGAGCGGUGCAUGCGGCAGUUUGGGUUCGUGCAGAUCAUACCCAGGUCACCCUUCGAGGCUGCUCCUGACACAGUGACCAGAGUGCAGCUCACUGCCAUAUGGGAGGAGUGGCAGCAUCAUGUGGUACCGGAGGAGUACCGUCGCAUGCGGGUCACCCAGGACUGGCACAGUGUGGAGGGGUACGUCACAUGGUUCUACCGGGUGUCCCAUCCUCUCUUGAGACCUGACGUUCCCGGCGCUCCUAGGCCAGCACACGAGGAAAUCCUGGAGAACCGGCAGGCGGAGGAUGACCACGCCAUUGAUCUCCUUCCGAUCUGCCAGCGGAUAGAGAUGCUUGGGCGGGACGCGUUGGAUCGAGGUGUCAUUCAUCGGGGCGGACCAGAGGCAGUCGCCGUGAUGGAGAUCAUCGUCACUGAUGCGGGCCGUGCGGCGGGGUACAGGCGGCAGAGGAGGGCCCAGGGUGAGCGGGUUAGGCACACCCAGUAGUGGUGGGGUUUAUUCAUUUUUUGAUUUUGGAUUGUAUAUUUAGCACACUAUUUUUAUUUAUUUCGGUUUGUAUAUAAUAUUUUCAUAUUAGUAUUUUUUUUUGUUUAUUUAUCAUAUUAGUGUUUUCAGUC